AUGCCUCUCUGUGGCACAGACACCGCACCCAAGUUUGACGGCACCGCAACUCGUCUUCUCACGUACCUAGAAGAUGCUGACCUACUCGGCGACCACGCCAGUUUAGACGCAGAAUCACGCAUUAAAGCCACAAUCCGAUAUGCCCCCGUCGAAGAAUCCGAGACAUGGGAAAUGCUCGACAAGGCUAAGGGAAAAGAUUGGAAAAAGUUCUACAAUGCACUCAAACUCCUGUACCCGGGAUGUGAAGGUGAUCGCCACUACACUCAGAACAACCUGGAAAAUCUCUGCAAGGAACAGUCACGCAUCCCCAUUCGCACGCACGACGAGUUCGGAACGUAUUAUCGGAGCUUCUUGAAGUUAUCUAAGUUCUUAAUGAUGAACAAGAGGCUUGCCGAGCUCGAGCGCGACAGAUUGUUUUUGGACGGUAUUCACGAGACCGCUAACACUACCAUUUGCAGGCGUCUAGAAAUCAAGAUGAUAGAUCACCACCCGGAUGAACCAUACCCGAUGGAUCAGGUAUACACCGCAGCAGUAUUCCUGCUACCUGGAACUGCGGCAGUUAUCAAUACCAGCAUCGCAUCUCCUUCGCCAGGUCAGCCAUCUCGGACGACAACAACA
Molecule: messenger RNA, 618 nt
Organism: Suillus discolor
Lineage: Eukaryota; Fungi; Basidiomycota; Agaricomycetes; Boletales; Suillaceae
Exons: 1
Source: RefSeq, a predicted model, not a curated record